AAUUUAUGUAGUUUUUUUUUUGUAUAUAUUAUGAAAUUAGAGUUUUACAAGGAAAUAUUCGAUGGAUGUUUUAAAAAUGAUGGAUUUGUUGUAAUGGGUAAUGGAUUGGGUAUCCAUAAUAUUAUAUUAGGGUUUUUAAAAUGGUAUUCAGAUAGCAGCGAUUUAGUAUUGUUUCUGGAUUGUAAAUCAAAUGAAUCACUUCAAAACUCUUAUUUGUUUUAUUGUGAAAGGUUAAUAAAUUUUGGGAUAAAGUAUUCAAGUUUACCAACACUCAUCAACCAAGAGCAUUCAGGAUCUUCAAAAAUCAACAUGUACUUAAAAGGUGGUGUUUAUUUUGGUUCUGCUUCCAUUCUCGUUUUAGAUUUUCUUACAAAAAGAAUGCCCUGUCACUUAAUAUCUGGUAUUAUUUUAAACAAUGCUCAUUUAAUAACUGAUACCUCUAUUGAAUAUUUAUUAAUAAAAUUAUUUAGACAAUAUAAUAAGAAAGGAUUUAUCAAAGCUUUUACAAACGAGCCAAAUUAUUUAGUUGAUGAAUUAGGUAAGUUACAAAGAAUUAUGAAGUAUUUGCAUGUUGGGAAAUUGUUUUUGUGGCCAAGGUUUCACCAGAAUAUAUCGUGCAUAUUAGAUCAACAUCCACCAGAUUUAAUAGAAUUGUCAAUUCAGCUAACACCAACAAUGAAAAAGAUCGAAGAGUCAUUAAAUCAAACUAUAAAGUCGUGUAUCAUUCAAUUAAAAACAAAAAAUAACUUGGUUCAUUUCGAUGAUGAUUUAUUUGACACAAUGAUUGAACAACAAUUAAAACCAAUUUGGUCCAAGGUUAGCAACUAUUCAAAGCAAUUGAUAUCGAGUAUAAAGUUAUUGAAAAGAUUAUCAUCAAAUUUAUUAUCAUAUGACUGUGUCACUUUUUAUCAUCUUUUGUUAAUGAUUAAAGAAGAUCAAAUACAAACUUGGUUAGAAAAUAAAGAGGCAACUCAACUAUUUAAAAACAGUCAAGAAAGAGUUUAUAAAUUAAAAAAUAAUAAUAAUAAAAAUAAUAAUAAUAACAACAAUAAUAAAAAUACAAAAAAAAAAUCAGAAAAAGAAGAAAGAUUGGUAGAAGAUUUAAAUGAUAAAAAUAGAAUUUUAGAAUUAGAAGAAAACCCCAAAUGGAAUUUAUUAUAUCAAAUUUUGAAAGAAAUAGAAAAUGACAAUUCAGUUGAACAGGGCACAACAUUAAUAUUUGUAAAGGAUGAAAGAACAGUUCAGCAACUUUACUCAUAUUUAAACGAUGGUGGUUUUAAUUUUCUAUUAAAAAAAUAUGAAAAGUUUUAUGAAAAUCACAAAAUUCAACAAGAAAUUAAAAAAGAAUUACAAAAGCAACAGCAACAGCCACAACCAACAGCCUCAUCAAACUCAAACCCAUUUUACAGUUAUAAUUUUAAAAGAAAAAGAAAUUUUAGAGAAAAUAGAAAGCAAUUAAUUUCAGAAACAUUAAAAAAGAAGAAGAAUCAAACUCCCAAUGGCUCUACUUUGUUCAAUAUGGGUAUUUCGCUAGUUGAUAACAGCAAUAGAACAAAUUCUGUACCAAAUCCAAAAAUCAUAGACCUGGAUCAGCAACAUAUGGACGACCAAAAACUAUUAUCAAAUAUUAAUCUAGUGCAAGAAUCAAAUGACUUUAAUCAAUUUUACCAAAUUUUAACCCCACCAUAUAUUGUUAUUCAUCCAAUCGAAAGUUCUUUAACAAUUUUAGAUGAAAUCAGACCUACCAAUAUUAUAAUUUACGACCCAGAUGUUGCAUUAGUAAGGCAAAUAGAGGUCUACAAGGCAGAGAACCCAGGCAUUCCAUUAAGAGUAUAUUUAAUGACUUAUUCAGGUACAGAGGAGUAUAGGUAUAUUCAACAGUUGAAUAGAGAAAAGAAUUCGUUUGAAAAGUUAAUAAGGGAAAAAUCAAAUUUAGUUAUAGAUUCAAAUCAAGAAGGUAAAUUGGAUGAAAUCGAUCAAUCAAAAUUAGAAAUUUUAGAUAAUUCCAAUGUAUCAUAUAGAAACAGUAGAAUUGGUGGGUUAAAGAGGACAACAUUAAUACCAGGUCAAAAGAGAAAAGUUAUUAUUGAUUCACAUGAAUUCAAAUCAUCCCUACCAGUUGUGCUUCACAACCAUGGCUAUGAAAUUAUUCCAUUGCGUUUGGAGAUGGGUGAUUAUAUAGCAAGUCCAUAUCACUGUAUCGAAAGAAAGUCUGUUUCGGAUUUAAUAGGUUCUUUUUCAUCAGGCCGUCUUUAUACUCAAAUCGAAGCGAUGAAUCGUCAUUAUCGUAAUCCAAUAUUACUCAUCGAAUUCGAUUUAAAUCAACCAUUUUAUUUUGUACCACUCGAAGAGAUAUCCCAAUCUUUUAUUUCCAUUCAGUCACUUUCAAGCAAAUUGGUAAUUCUGACUAAAGCAUUCCCAAGGCUUCGUGUUAUUUGGUCAAGAAGCUCUUACUCAACUGCAAAUAUUUAUGACCGUUUAAAAGAGGGACAACCCGAACCAGAUCCAUCAACGGUAAAUGUUAUUCCAGAAACCGAUGACGACAAUUAUAAUUUCAAUGCACAGGAUGUUUUAAAAAAUUUACCCGGUGUUACCGAUGACAAUAUUAAAUCAAUUAUGGAUAAUGUCGAUGACCUCUAUCAUUUAUCAAAACUAUCAUUUGUGGAAUUAAAAAAAAUUUUAAAAAAUGAUGAAAAAAAUACAAAUUUAUUAUUUAAUUUUUUUAAUGAUAUAGAAUAAUAAAUAAAGCUAUACUCUUCAAUAAACUAAUAUAAUAUUAAAUUAGUAAAGAUU
This is a messenger RNA of Dictyostelium purpureum, 2793 nucleotides long. RefSeq lists its product as uncharacterized. Bases 31 to 2739 code for a protein of 902 amino acids. NCBI's taxonomy places the organism in Eukaryota, Evosea, Eumycetozoa, Dictyosteliales, Dictyosteliaceae. Gene Ontology annotation, molecular function: damaged DNA binding; single-stranded DNA binding; single-stranded DNA endonuclease activity. Gene Ontology annotation, biological process: resolution of meiotic recombination intermediates; nucleotide-excision repair involved in interstrand cross-link repair; double-strand break repair via homologous recombination. The transcript is spliced from 3 exons. The record is from RefSeq and is a predicted model, not a curated record. Gene Ontology annotation, cellular component: nucleotide-excision repair factor 1 complex.